UGUAGAGGUUUAGGGUGGUCCAGAACGCGCGGGCACUUAUUGGCACACCUCACACACAGCCAAACCACCAACCUAUAGCCUAAACUACAACAUGCGCAUUAGUCAAGGCAAUCUGGAAUAGCCUACACAUCGGUGCGGUGGCGGCGGGUUUUGCGAAGGCUGCGGCAUCAUUCUCUAAUCUGUUCUACCCUGUGUCUUGGAGUUUCAUGUUCUUCUGCCUUGCAACUUUGACUUAUUUUAUCUCGAUCUCAUCCUUGUAAAACACGGACUGAUUCUGAUUAUUCUACACGUGGGAGCAGUUACUGUCGUUUUGCUAUUCAGACGCAUGAGGGAAGAAGACGGGACAGCUGCCGUUCGAUAAUGUUUAGUCCAAAAAUAUCAGAUUUUUGUGACGACAUGUUUUGAACCGUUACAUUGCUUUUCUAUUGUUUUUCACGGACACCUUUUAUUUACCCACUAUGCAUUUAUGUGGAUCUGAACAGACUGUAUCAUCUAUCUAAAUGAAUGAAUUCAGCCAUGCAAUGUUCCUGGAAGGCUGUGAUUCUGCUAGCCUUAGCGUCCAUAGCGAUCCAGUACACAGCCAUCAGGACGUUCACAGCCAAGCCAUUCCAGAUGUGUCCAGUGACAAUCUCCAACCCUCUGAACUGUGGCAUGCUGGGGCAGGAUGUGGUGGACUUGUCUUUUGACAAGCGGAUCUGUGACGACUUUCUUUACUUCUCCUCCAAUGUCUCCAGGAAGACCCAUGUUCUCAUCCUGGCCACGACCCGCAGCGGCAGCUCCUUCGUGGGUCAGCUGUUCAACCAGCACCAGGAUGUGUUUUAUCUGUUUGAGCCGCUCUACCACGUCCAGACCACCCUGCUCCCCCGCCUGUCCCGCAGCAGGACGGCAGGCGACACCAGGGUGAUGCUGGGGGCUAGCAGGGACCUGCUCCGGAGCCUCUACGACUGUGACCUUUACUUCCUGGAGAGCUACAUCAAACCCCAGCCGGCCAAUCACAGUACAGACAAGCUGUUCCGGAGGGGAGCCAGCAAGGCUCUGUGCUCCCUGCCUGUCUGCGACGCCUUCAGUCCUGGAGAGUUGAACAUUGAUGAAGGAGAGUGCGUCAAGAGGUGUGGGGUUCUCAACAUGACGCUGGCGUCGGACGCUUGCCGGGAGCGGCGCCAUGUGGCCAUCAAGACCGUACGGAUACCGGAGGUGAGUGACCUCAGGGCUCUGGUGGAGGACCCUAGGCUCAACCUCAAGGUGAUCCAGCUGGUUAGGGACCCCCGAGGGAUCCUGGCCUCACGUAUUGAGACCUUCAGGGACACCUACCGCCUCUGGAGGAUCUGGAGGGCCACUGGGAGGAGGCCCUACAACCUGGACCUCACCCAGCUUACCAUGGUCUGUGAGGACUUCCUGGGAUCUGUAACCACUGGGCUCAGCAAACCCCCCUGGCUCAAAGGGAGGUAUAUGCUGGUCAGGUAUGAGGACCUGGCCAGGAACCCUCUCCAGAAGACCAAGAAGAUCUAUGAUUACCUGGGUCUGGUCAUGGACAAGAAUGUAGGAGACUGGAUCCAGAACAACACUAGGGGAAGCAAUGAUCUGUCAGCCAAGCAUAAAUACGGCACUGUUCGGGACUCAGCGGCCAACGCAGAAAGCUGGAGGCUCAAAUUGUCUUAUGACAUGGUUGAUUACACACAGACUGUGUGUCAGCAAGUUCUACAGGAGCUGGGUUAUAAGACUGUCAGUUCGCCCGAGGAGCUGAAAAAUCUGUCUCUCACUCUCAUCGAGGACAAAACUUUUGUACCUUUUUUGUAGAAAAGCAAGGGCCAAUCACAACGCACAAAUAUUUUUGUUAUAUUUACAUUGUUGCCUUCAUUUCCUCUCAGAUUUGCACUAAACCUCAGAAACCUUGACGACUCCUGUGGUAAGAUUUAAGACCUUCAGAACAGCACAAGAAAAAUAAUUUGGGAAUGCUGUUUUAGAAAUUUCAGUAUCAAUGUUUUAUCGAUAUUGAAGGGACACUAAUGUCAGGUUAAUUGACAUGAACAACCUACAGUGAAGCACCAUCUUACUUAAGAUCCCUGAAUGCUGACAGUUGCAUUGACAAAAGUGAAUGUUAAUAUUUGUACAUCAAGAAAACUAGACCUAUUGUACAAUAUUGUUAGGGAAUGUACCUAAUCAUACCUUAACUGAUAAAUGCUGAGGUGUAGGCCCAUGAUAAAACCAUGCAAGAUACAUUUGAAUGUUGUAGUCAAUUGAAAUGGUGUUGUUUAAAUGUUACCGAGGGUAACAAUUAAGGGGUGGCGCUUUAAUCGUGUUGAAAUAGCUUAAGUGAGGGUUGUCAAAUCCAACCUCACCAAAGGGUAAUGAGUGCCGGACAACAGUGAUUUUACAGAGGCGUCAUCCCAAAUGGCACCCUAUUCCCUAUCUAGUGCACUACUUUUGAUCAGGGCCCAUAGGAUUUUGGUCAAAAGUAGUACACUGUGUAGGGAAUAGGGUGCCAUUGCAGACGCAAGCAUAGUUUACCCUGAUCAUCCAAGUGUCAGCGAGGUGUUGGAAAUGUUUAGUUCGACAUCCCGGCCAACUACUGACGAUGUGGAGCAGGCAGGCAAUCGGAGACAGCUGCAGUGGCUGAUUAGUCUUAUACAGGUAAGCUAGCUCUGGUCUUCACAACAUUAUCAGGGUAGUGGAGUUUUCAAUCUCUGGAAGGAAUAGAAUUGAACUGAAUACAGUAUUUUAUGUUCCAUUUGUCAACAGAAACUGACCAUUAUGCUGUCACAAUAAGUGAGGAAGGCCUUUGUUAUUAUCUAUCUAUUUAUUUAUUUAUUUAGAGUUAUUACUUUACAAACAUGUACUAAAAUAACUUACAUGAAACAUUGACAGGCUGGGAAAUGGCCUUACCCAACCCCCUUGGACUCCUCUGAAAUAUUGAGGUUGAGUUCUUUACUCCUCAAAGACACUGUUUUAAAACAUAUUUUCCUUUAUUAUUUUCCCUAAACCCUACUGUCCCUCCCCUUAUUGGAGUAAAUUAAUGCACAACAACACUUAGCCUUCUACUUCUCGCUUAUACAUCCUAUAUACAUCUUACAGACACAGUAUAUUACAAUAGUUAUCUAUUGUUUGUUUUUUUGUCCCAUCCUUCAACAACCCUCAACCCCUCCCAUCUAUCUCUGAAGACCAUCCAGUUUUGGUUUCUAUUUGCCAACUGUGCUGUUUCACAAAAGUUCUGAACCUAUAUACACUAACUUCCAAAAGUUUGGGGUCACUUAGAAAUGUCCUUGUUUUUGAAAGAAAAUCAUAUUUUCUUGUCCAUUAAAAUAACAUCAUAUUGAUCAGAAAUACAGUGUAGACAUUGUUAAUGUUGUAAAUGACUAUUGUAGCUGGAAACGGCUGAUUUUUAAAGGAAUAUCUACAUAGGCGAACAGAGGCCCACUAUCAGCACCAUCCCUCCUGUGUUCCAAUGGCACGUUGUGUUAGCUAAUCCAAGUUUAUAAUUUCAAAAGACUAAUUGAUCAUUAGAAAACCCUUUUGCAAUUAUGUUCGCACAGCUGAAAACUGUUGUGCUGAUUGAUUAAAGAAGCAAUACAACUGUCCAUCUUAAGACUAGUUGAGUAUCUGGAGCAUCAGCAUUUGUGCCUUGAAGGCCAGCAUCCUGGAGUUGCCUCUUCACUGUUGACGUUCAGACUGGUGUUUUGCGAGUACUAUUUAAUGAAGCUGCCAGUUGAGGACUUGUGAGGUGUCUGUUUCUCAAACUAGACACUCUAAUGUACUUGUCCUCUUGCUCAGUUGUGGACCGGGGCCUCUCACUGCUCCUUCUAUUCAAAAACAAGGAGUGAUGGUUGGUGUGAUGGUUGUUGAUAAUGGGCCUCUGUACGCCUAUGUAGAUAUUCCAUUCAAAAUCAGCCAUUUCCAGCUAACAUAGCCAUUUACCACAUUAACAAUGUCUACACUGUAUGUCUGAUCAAUUCGAUGUUAUUUAUAUGGACAAAACAUGUGCUUUUCUUUCAAAAACAAGGACAUUUCUAAGUGACCCCAAACUUUUGAACGGUAGCGUACAUUUUACGGACACAGUAUAUUUUACAUGAGUUAUCUUGUUGUUAUUAGUCCCACCCUUCAGCUCCACUCAACCCCUCCCAUCUAUCUCUUAACCCCACCCCGUUUUCAUUUCCUAGUCCCACCCUUCAGCUCCACUCAACCCCUCCCAUCUAUCUCUUAACCCCACCCCGUUUUCAUUUCCUAGUCCCACCCUUCAGCUCCACUCAACCCCUCCCAUCUAUCUCUUAACCCCACCCCGUUUUCAUUUCCUAGUCCCACCCUUCAGCUCCACUCAACCCCUCCCAUCUAUCUCUUAACCCCACCCCGUUUUCAUUUCCUAGUCCCACCCUUCAGCUCCACUCAACCCCUCCCAUCUAUCUCUUAACCCCACCCCGUUUUCAUUUCCAGCUGCCAUAUACAUGCAUAUCCCACUGAGCUGUGAUGUUUCACAAAAGUUCUGAACUUUUCUAUUCUCAUGUUUCUACAGAUUGUAAAUUAAAGCUACAUUUUUUUGCCAAGAGUAUUAUUAUAUUAUUGAUCGAUUGACUAUGACUUUUUAAAUCACCCAGCAGUGCUCUUUGCAGAUUUAGCUCCAUGUAAAUGUUGCAAUUCUUCAGCCAUUCCUGAACCUGCAACCAAAGCUCCAUAUGGACAGUACCAAAACAAAUGAUCUAAUGAUUCUGUCUCUUCACAGCAAAAUCUGCAGAGCUGGGAUGGUUGUAACCCCCAUAUAUAUAACAUUCUGUUGGUUGCAAUAAUUUUGUAUAAUCAUUUAAAUGAAAAAGUUUUGAAUCCAGCGUCAUUUUGUGUAUCAGUUCAUAAACCAUGUGCCAUGGAAUCGGUACAUAGAAAAUCUCUUCCCAACUAUUUUGCAAUCUACACGGCACAGCUGUCAUUUGUGGUAUGCGUUUUUUAUUCAUCACAAUUAUCUAUAACCAAUUUUGGUCUUUAAUGCAGGGCCGACAGACAAGUCCUUUAUGUUCUCCCCCUUCCAUUUUUGUGGUAAUGCUAGAAUUAGUUAGUUGUCAUUUUGAAUAGGGCAGACAAUCCCAUUUAUUUUUGUUAACUGCAUGUGUGACAUAACUCCACCAGUCCUAUUUAUGAUAUAAUUUACAAAGAUUAUACAAUUUUUAUUUUAUUAUCAAUUAGUAUAUUUUGGUUUACCCAUAAUAUUUGUUGUUGUAAUAUUUGUUCUGUCUUUUCUGGUGGAUUAAAGUGAAAUUGCAACCAACUUUCUUUGGUUUGUUUUAAAAAUAGCAAUAUUUUUGAGUUGAUUUCAUAAAAAAAAUGAAAGUGAGCGGUUGUAA
Oncorhynchus keta (chum salmon) is the source of this 5324-nucleotide messenger RNA. Its product is annotated as carbohydrate sulfotransferase 1-like. The transcript has 2 exons. Gene Ontology annotation, cellular component: Golgi membrane. The record is from RefSeq and is a predicted model, not a curated record. Lineage: Eukaryota; Metazoa; Chordata; Actinopteri; Salmoniformes; Salmonidae. Gene Ontology annotation, molecular function: keratan sulfotransferase activity; N-acetylglucosamine 6-O-sulfotransferase activity. Gene Ontology annotation, biological process: keratan sulfate proteoglycan metabolic process; carbohydrate metabolic process; N-acetylglucosamine metabolic process. Bases 505 to 1797 code for a protein of 430 amino acids.